This is a messenger RNA of Arachis stenosperma, 667 nucleotides long. Its product is annotated as RING-H2 finger protein ATL52-like. The record is from RefSeq and is a predicted model, not a curated record. Lineage: Eukaryota; Viridiplantae; Streptophyta; Magnoliopsida; Fabales; Fabaceae. The transcript has a single exon. The coding region runs from base 55 to 555 and encodes 166 amino acids. Gene Ontology annotation, biological process: protein ubiquitination.
UCCAAGAUCAUCACCCUCGCCUAUAUCCCCGCAAAUUAAAGUGGGGAAUUAAACAUGGCGGAUGGUGAUGAUGAUGGGGGUGGUGGUUUUUUAUUCAAUAGCAAUGUUAGUUCCGUGCUAGCUGGCAUGGGUUCAGCUGUGAUUGUGCUGCUAAUAUACCGAUGCAUGUCCAUGUUCUUGUGCAUCCGCCAUCCUCUCACAACCGAACAAGAGCAGGCUCGGUCCCCGCCGGCCGGCACCCGAUCUAGUACUUUGAAUUCGGUGGCGCAUAUGAUCCCAUCCCACAAGUACGACAAGAAAGAUGAUGAUUGCACAACAUGUGCAGUGUGCUUGGGAGAGUUCGAGGAGGGUGAUGAGUUGAGGAGGAUGCCAGAGUGCAUGCACUCUUUCCAUGUCCCAUGCAUUGAUAUGUGGCUCCGUUCCCAUUCAACUUGUCCUAUUUGCCGUGCUCAUGCCACACCCUCUUCUAACCAUCACUUCAAUCACACCACCAUUGAUAUGGAUUUCAUGCAACGUAUUCUUCUCCAAGGUGGCCAUGCUCCCGUGCCCAUGUAGUCAGAUGUCAUCUAUAAUAUUUUUGGUUUAAUCCAAUUGCAUAUACUCUUCAUACUUGUAAUAAAUAAGUUUUAGACAACCAUGAAUAUAUACUAUGAAAGUCUUUUAGCUA